Molecule: messenger RNA, 2007 nt
Organism: Amphiprion ocellaris (clown anemonefish)
Lineage: Eukaryota; Metazoa; Chordata; Actinopteri; Pomacentridae
Product: stomatin-like protein 2, mitochondrial
Exons: 10
Coding region: 119-1171 (350 amino acids)
Cellular component (GO): membrane
Source: RefSeq, a predicted model, not a curated record
CGACAUGUAGCUGCUAGCUGUUAAAGGGAUAGCCUAGCUCGAAAAUGUCCUGACCCUGAGCUGCAGCUUCUGACAGUCUUUGUUUAAUAGUAACCUUUCACUCAUUUUAUUUUAAAACAUGCUGCGGACACUGUGUCGGGCCGGUGGAGCCGUUUUUAAGAGCUCCCAGCAUACAGCUCCCAGGUUGUGGGUGAGUCCAGUCCAGCAGCGAUGGGCCUCCCGGUUACCCAUGAACACCGUGGUGCUGUUUGUGCCGCAGCAGGAGGCCUGGGUGGUCGAGAGGAUGGGACGCUUUCACCGCAUCUUAGAGCCGGGACUGAACUUCCUCAUUCCCAUACUAGACCGAAUCCGUUAUGUGCAAAGCCUUAAAGAGAUUGUUAUCGACAUCCCUGAACAGUCUGCUGUAUCGCUUGAUAAUGUGACGCUGCAAAUUGACGGAGUCCUGUAUUUGAGAAUCUUAGAUCCUUUUAAGGCCAGUUAUGGUGUUGAAGAUCCAGAAUAUGCAGUGACUCAGCUGGCACAAACCACAAUGCGUUCAGAGCUGGGCAAACUCACACUAGAUAAAGUAUUCAGGGAAAGGGAGUCUCUUAAUUUAAACAUCGUCCACUCCAUCAACCAGGCGUCAGACGAGUGGGGAAUCCGCUGCCUGCGUUAUGAAAUCAAAGACAUUCAACUUCCACCUCGUGUUAAAGAGUCUAUGCAGAUGCAGGUGGAGGCAGAACGCAGGAAGCGAGCCACUGUGCUGGAGUCUGAGGGGACUCGGGAAGCUGCCAUCAAUGUCGCAGAGGGUCGCAAGCAAGCCCAGAUCCUCGCUUCGGAGGGGGAGAGGGCCGAGCAGAUAAACAAAGCUAGCGGUGAGGCCCAGGCUGUGUUGGCCAAAGCAGAAGCCAAAUCCAAGGCCAUCCGUCUGCUGUCAGAGGCUCUGGCUGAACAGAAUGGGAAUGCUGCAGCCUCACUGAGUGUUGCAGAACAGUACGUUUCUGCUUUCUCUAACCUCGCAAAAGAAUCCAACACAGUGUUGCUGCCUUCAAACACUGGAGACGUCAGUGGAAUGGUCACACAGGCCAUGACAAUUUACAGCACACUGUCCAAACCGAGGCUAAAACCUGAGAGCACAAAGACAGAGGAGCCAAUUGAAGAACCGUCAGUCCAAUCAGCAUCAACUCACUAGAAGAGGACACCAUUACUGCUGUAACAGAUUUUCCACAGUUCAGGAGUACAAUGUCACCACUGUGUGGAGAGUCUGCCUUCUGUAAAGAUGUUCUAUCUGCUGCCGAGCACAGGAUGCAGAGACGAUGCUGAGCAAAGACAGCUGGGAUAGAGGCAGAAACUGAACCAUAUGUUAUGUAACUUGCGUUGGUCAGGUGUCGAUCCUGAACUAGAUCCACUGUGCUGUGAACUGCAUCCACUAACAUCUAAAGCUACUGCAGCUGCUUCAUCGCAUCAUUGCUUCUGAAGUCACAAUGGUGCCUGUUAAAUUAUACAGAUGUUAGCAGACAAUUUAGGCUGUAAAUGGGUCUCUGUGUCAUUCACAUUAAUCUGCUGUCAGUCUGGUUGGACAUUAAAAGCAGUUUUGGAAGGAUAUACACUACCGAUCAAAAGUUUGGGGUCACUUAGAAAUGUCCUUAUUUUUUAAAGAAAAGCAUUUUUUUUUCAAUGAAGAUAACAUUAAAUGAAUCAGAAAUACAGUCUAGACAUUCUUAAUGUGGUAAAUGACUAUUUUUGGUGAAAAUGACUGAUUUUUAAUGGAAUAUCUCCAUAGAGGUACAGAGGAACAUUUCCAGCAACCAUCACUCCUGUGUUCUAAUGCUACAUUGUGUUAGCUAAUGCUGUUGAAAGGUUAACUGAUGAUUAGAAAACUGUUGUGUAAUUAUGUUAGCACAUGAAUAAAAGUGUGCGUUUUCAUGGAAAUCAUGAAAUUGUCUGGAUGACACCAGUGUAAAAGAACAAAGGAUAAUUGUAGCAACCAAGAAAAUCCACAAAAUAAAAGUUCCAUCUGUAAGUGUC